Molecule: messenger RNA, 2464 nt
Organism: Selaginella moellendorffii
Lineage: Eukaryota; Viridiplantae; Streptophyta; Lycopodiopsida; Selaginellales; Selaginellaceae
Product: pentatricopeptide repeat-containing protein At3g03580
Exons: 2
Coding region: 92-2377 (761 amino acids)
Biological process (GO): RNA modification
Cellular component (GO): intracellular membrane-bounded organelle
Molecular function (GO): protein binding; RNA binding
Source: RefSeq, a predicted model, not a curated record
GAUCACGAGUUUGUGAGCUGUUACUGCAAGGACAAGACCGAGUUUGCUACUCUUCUCAGGGAAUGUGGAAACUCGAGAGCUCUAGCGCGGGAUGUAUGGCAAGUGCGGUAACUUGGAUGAUGCCCGCUCCGUCUUCGAUCGUAUUCCUGCCAAGAACAUCUACUCGUGGAACAUCAUGCUGUCAGCUUACCAGCGUGCCGGUUGUGGAGUUUCGGCACUCAAGCUGUUGCGGGAGAUGGAUUUGGAUGGUGUUCGACCGGACAGUGUAACUUACGUAAGUUAUGUCACCGCUUGUUCAUCGGCUGGAGCAGUCGAGCAGGGAAAGUUUACUCAUUCCAGGAUCGCUGCUACUGGGCACUUCGCAGCGGACGUUUCCGUGGGGAAUUCGCUGGUGAACAUGUAUGGAAAGUUCGGACUCGUGGAGGAAGCCAGGACGGUCUUUGAGAGCAUGGUCGCAAGGAAUACAGUGACUUGGAACACGCUUAUCGGAGCUUAUACCCAGAACGGGCAUAGCAGGGAGGCGCUUGUGCUAUACAAGCUGGCGAAAGAGAGCGGUGUGAAGAUGAGCUAUGUGACUUACGUGGUGGCUCUUGGCGCCUGUUCCACUCUCGGGCAAGGCAGGGAAGUUCACUCGGACAUCGUCGCUGCGACGUGCGAGCUCAACGCUACGGUGGAAAACGCUUUGAUCGGAUGCUACUCCAGGUGCCAGAGUUUGGAAGAUGCCCGGCUCGUUUUCAACUCCAUGCAGUGCCGGAAGAACGCCGUCUCUUGGAACUCUAUGAUCUCGGCCUGUGUCGCGAACGGGCGUCCAGACGAAGCUCUUGAGAUUUACAGGAGGAUGGACUCGAGGCCUGACAGGGUGACUUUCAUGGGUGUCCUCGGUGCCUGCUCUAGUCUUCCAGAGGGAAGAGAGAUCCAGCAGCGUAUCAAGGCUGAAGGCUUGCAGACUAAUGCCUGUGUGGCCAACGCGCUGAUAACCAUGUACGGGAGGUGUGGAAGCUUGGUGGACGCGAGAGAAGUCUUUGACGCGAUGCCGGAGCGAGAUAUCAUCUCCUGGAACGCUCUGAUCAACGCUCAUGCUCAAAACGGCGAUGGAAGAGGUGCUCUCGGGCUUUACCACGAGCUUCAAGCGGACGACAAGCUAGAGCCGGAUGGUGUGACUUUCGUGGCAGUUCUCGGUGCCUGCGUAGCCUGCAAAGACUUCAAACAGAGUGACGAGGUCUCCAAGCGGAUCAUUCGUAGCGGGAUCUACAAGGACGACGUUGUUCUGGCCACAGCCCUCGUGAGCAUGCUUGGAAAGUUUGGCGAGAUGGAACAGGCGAGGACAGUGUUUAGCGGCAUGGCUAAAAGGACAGCCAUCUCCUGGAACGCCAUGCUUGCGGCAUACUGUGACAACGGGCACGCUCGCAAAGCUCUGGAGCUCUACCACGCAAUGGACGUGGAUCCGGACGAGGUGACUUACAUGACUGUCGCGGAGGCGUGCUCGAGCUCGCGAGAUCUUCAAGAGGCUGGAGCUCUACACGAGCGUGCUGCUGCGUCCGGCAUGCUGGCUCACGUCCCCCUGGCCAACGCUCUGGUCGCGAUGUAUGGCAAGUGCCAGCGCCUGGACGAAGCAACCCGAGUUUUCGAAGGGAUUCCUCGCCGGAGUCUCGUCUCGUGGAACUCCAUGAUCGCGGCCUGUGUGGACAACGGGGAGAACGCCCGAGCUGUGGAGCUGUUCAAAGAAAUGGAGCCGCCACCAGACGACGUAACUUUCCUGAGCGUCUUCGCGGCGUGCUCCAACCUUGGCGACUUGGCUAUGGCGAGGGAAGCUCACGGAGCAUUUGGAUCCAGGGAGCUGCUCGAUGACACCGUGGGAACUUCGCUCGUGAGCAUGUACGGGAGGUGUGGGAGCCUCGCCGACGCUCGAGCGGUGUUUAAGAGGAUGCCGAGGAGGGACGCGACGAGCUGGACGAGCAUGAUCGUGGCGUGUGCUCGCGGCGGCGAUGGCGUUGCCGGGGUGGCGGCGUUCUACGCGAUGGGACUGGAGGGAGUGGCUCCCGACGAGAUCAGCUUCCUGGCGGUGCUCUUCUGCUGCAGCCACACGGGGCUGGCGCGCCAAGGCCGGGAGUUCUUCGUGCUCAUGCUUGAGGAGCUGGGAGCUCGGGCCGAGCACUACGUGUGCAUGGUCGACCUGGUUGGUCGGCUUGGAUGGGUGGAGGAGGCACAGAAGCUCUUGGAAGCCAUGCCUUUCCAGGCCGGUUCCAUCGCGUGGCUGGCGCUGCUGGGGUCUUGCAACGUCCAGAGGAGCUCCCGGCGUGGAGCGCUGGCGGCCGAGCGCGUGAUCGAGCUGGAGCUGGAGGAAGCGAGGCGUGGCAGCGAUUUGCAAGGUUUGUGAAUCUCGAGCUCUUUCUGCAAACCUUGUCGGCAUUUAUAGCAUAUAAAUCAUUUCCGAGAAGAGAAAGCAUUCCUGGAUUUGGAUUGA